Rhagoletis zephyria (snowberry fruit fly) is the source of this 519-nucleotide messenger RNA. The record is from RefSeq and is a predicted model, not a curated record. Lineage: Eukaryota; Metazoa; Arthropoda; Insecta; Diptera; Tephritidae.
AUGGCUGAAGAGGAUGAAGUUAGCAUCAGCAGCAGCAACAGUCAGCCAAACAAGAAGAAAGCGAUCACUGUAGAACUGGAGAUUGAUGGUCCACUUGAUGACGAGGAUAAUUUUAGUGACUUGGACAUCAAUGGUGGUGCUGGUGCCGGUGACACUGAGCUGGUCAUUAACACUGCUGACGGAAACGAAAACGCUCAAAAUGCUUCAAAAGAACUGGAACAGCAGCAGCGAAAUUCAACUCAAGCUGGAAAGUUUCAGUGUACUGAGCCCGGUUGUGGCAAGCACUUCACGAUUAACUCUAACCUCAGACGACACCUUCGAACGCACAACAACACCCAAAAACCAUUUGGCUGCACCUACAAUGGAUGCACUUCAGAGUUUGGACAUCGUGAGCACGCUAUUCGCCACAUUCUCAAUGUGCACCUGCAAAACCCGGGAGAUGAUGGGGAGGGAAAUGGAGAUAACAACCAUCCUCCCGAUCCAACAACUUAUCUUAGCGUCAAAGAGGAGUCUAUUUGA